Molecule: messenger RNA, 324 nt
Organism: Pocillopora meandrina
Lineage: Eukaryota; Metazoa; Cnidaria; Anthozoa; Scleractinia; Pocilloporidae
Source: the annotation of a GenBank genome assembly
CAGCGUUAGAUGAAGGAGGCUGCAGACAUUAAAUGCUGCAAAAAUGCUGCAUCAAGCCACUGCCAAGAGUAUGACACCAGCUUAUGCAGUCUCAUGGCAUUGAAUGAAAGUGCUUCAGUUUUGGUAUUGAGUGAUGCAAUGAUAAAGUGCGCUAAGUUCACAAAGAUAGUUCUUCCUAAAAUUGCAAAGCAGGAGAUUAAUAUUUUUGAGAAAAGCCAAACAAAUUGUAUUAGAAGUGUAAAUAAUUUGUACAGUGGUGGCAUUGCAAGCAGGCAGAAGUACAAUUCAGUAAGGUCAUUAUUAAUGAUGUGCUUAGAUGAUGCU